Messenger RNA from Helianthus annuus (common sunflower), 1314 nucleotides. Its product is annotated as ADP,ATP carrier protein ER-ANT1. Lineage: Eukaryota; Viridiplantae; Streptophyta; Magnoliopsida; Asterales; Asteraceae. Gene Ontology annotation, biological process: mitochondrial ATP transmembrane transport; mitochondrial ADP transmembrane transport. The transcript is spliced from 4 exons. The record is from RefSeq and is a predicted model, not a curated record. The coding region runs from base 280 to 1185 and encodes 301 amino acids. Gene Ontology annotation, molecular function: ATP:ADP antiporter activity. Gene Ontology annotation, cellular component: mitochondrial inner membrane.
ACUGAUAAAUUUAUAAAUUUUUUAUGCACAACACCUUAUGAUUUAGGGGAAAUUCAAAACCCUAUGUGGCUCAAUCUUCCCCAUUUUCCAAUCUCCAUUGCUGAAUUGGUUGUUUCCCCAUUUCAGUAAACACACCAAAUCUUACACUUUCUCUGUUGGUCGUCAUCAGCAGCAGCAAGAGUUAAUUUUCAUGUUACUUUCUAAUGUUUGAGCAACAAAAUAACUAAUUACGGCCUUCUCUUUUUACCUUUUCAACCAUCCAACUAAAAAAGGUUUGGGAUGGCAACAAAAUCAGAGAGAUUUUCUUCUGAUUUUGUAAUGGGAGGUACAGCUGCCAUAAUAUCAAAAAGCGCAGCAGCACCGCUCGAUAGAGUAAAGCUUUUACUACAAAAUCAAGGAGAAUUAUUGAAAAGAGGUCAACUCAAAAAACCGUAUACAGGGGUCAGCGAUUGCUUCAAACGGGUCUUCAAAGAAGAAGGCUUUUUCUCUUUUUGGCGCGGUAAUCAAGUAACCGUCAUUCGAUAUUUCCCAACUCAGGCUUUCAAUUUUGCUUUCAAAGGUUACUUCAAAAGUCUAUUUGGCCGGUCAAAGGAGAGAGAUGGGUAUACCAAGUGGUUUAUCGGCAAUAUUGCUUCCGGGAGUGCUGCUGGAGCUACCACUUCGUUGUUUCUAUAUCACAUGGAUUAUGCGCGUACGCGUUUAGCAAUGGAUUCAGCAGGUAUUUCAGCCGAUAAAAAACGACAGUUUAACGGGCUGUUCGAUGUGUACCGUAAGACCCUUGAAACCGAUGGCAUUAGAGGGUUGUACCGUGGAUUUACGGUUUCAAUCGUGGGAAUUACUAUGUACAGAGGGAUGUACUUUGGGUUAUACGACAGCUUGAAACCUACCGUCUUAAUUGGACCGUUUAAGGACAAUUUUGUUGCUAGUUUUUUCUUGGGUUGGAGUGUGACAACGUUUUCUGGGUUUUGUGCAUACCCGUUUGACACACUUAGGCGAAGAAUGAUGAUGACUUCUGGUGAACCGAUAAAGUACCGCAAUGGUAUACAUGCGUUGUGCGACAUUAUACGUGUCGAGGGAUUCUGGGCGUUAUACAGAGGGGUUACUGCAAACAUGCUUGUCGGUGUAGCUGGGGCUGGUGUUCUUGCGGGGUAUGAUAAACUGUGUCGAAUUACAUACAAGUCUUGAUACUGAUGUUGACUUCUGGUCAAUAACCAACUUCUGUAUUUUUGUUUACUGAAAAGUUGUUUUGAAAGAUGGAAAAAAUACACACCAUAUUGAAGUUGAAAUGCCAUUGAAAAAGAAAUGAUUCUUGCA